This is a messenger RNA of Ctenocephalides felis (cat flea), 677 nucleotides long. Its product is annotated as ion transport peptide-like. NCBI's taxonomy places the organism in Eukaryota, Metazoa, Arthropoda, Insecta, Siphonaptera, Pulicidae. Gene Ontology annotation, cellular component: extracellular region. Gene Ontology annotation, biological process: circadian rhythm. The record is from RefSeq and is a predicted model, not a curated record. The transcript is spliced from 4 exons. The coding region runs from base 14 to 403 and encodes 129 amino acids. Gene Ontology annotation, molecular function: neuropeptide hormone activity.
UAAUUUGUUCCAGAUGGUCCAGGGUCGUCAGCAUUAUUGGGUGCUCUUACUGCUCCUCGCUCUGGUACGUUAUUCUUCCGGAGGUCCUUUGUCACAGGAUGCACCAAUUUAUCAACAGUCAGCAUUGACAUCUGACUUUUCACCGCACAGCAUCUUAAAGCGUUCGUUCUUUGACAUUCAAUGCAAAGGCGUGUACGACAAAGGAAUCUUCGCUCGUCUCGAUAGAAUAUGUGAGGAUUGCUACAAUUUAUUCAGAGAACCACAACUCCAUGCCCUUUGCAAGAAAGAAUGUUUCACAACGGAUUACUUCAAAGGAUGCAUGGAGUCACUUCAACUCAACGAUGAGAUCGAAUUGAUACAAACGUACAUUAAGCAAUUGCACGGAGCAGAGCCGGACUUCUAAGACACGUUCAAAAUACUAAUUCAAAUGUGUCCGAAACCAGAUUCCAAGAAAAUAUUAUUUACACAUCAUCACAAUCAAUACAAACUCUCAUCAUCAUACAAUACCAAAACAAUGAACGAAGGACAUCAGUAUUGUUUUCUUUAUAAAUCGAACUGUUUCGGGAGUGGCUUUUUCAAAGGAUGCCUGGAAGCUUUGAUGCUGACGGAGGAAGACGAAAGAUUUUCAAAAAUGGUGCAAUACGUUGGGAAGAAAAAAUAAGUUUAAGAAAAAGAUA